Messenger RNA from Trichoderma harzianum CBS 226.95, 1691 nucleotides. RefSeq lists its product as hypothetical. The record is from RefSeq and is a predicted model, not a curated record. The transcript has 2 exons. NCBI's taxonomy places the organism in Eukaryota, Fungi, Ascomycota, Sordariomycetes, Hypocreales, Hypocreaceae. Bases 13 to 1596 code for a protein of 527 amino acids.
UGGAAAUGGGAGAUGCUGGCUUUAUUCAUUAGCAUCCUAUGCAUGGCUGCUAUUAUAGGCAUCUUGGCAGCGAUGAAAGAUCAACGGACAACCUCUUGGCGAGUUGGAUCUAUCACCAUCAACGCAGCCAUAACCAUCCUUUCGACAUUAUCCAGCAUGACACUUGGAUUUGCAGUUCCUGCCUGUUUUGAUCAAGAGAAGUGGCGAUACUUGAAACAAACCAAGAGGCAUCGACUUCAGCACUUUACUCUACUAGAUCGGGGCUCUGGCGGACCAGUUGGUGCUAUCAGAGUUAUAUGGUCAAUCAGAUGGGGUCUAACAGCAUUAGCAUCCGUCAUAAUUAUUCUGGACGUUUUUACCGGCUUCUUGAUCCAACAAUCGGUCAAAAUCGGAUCCGCUUCCGAAUAUAUCAGCAACAACAAUUCGCCCGCGUUUUAUACUUAUACUGAAAGCCUUGGUAAAACUGUUCACGUUAUAACUGAAAAUGCGCAGUCGACCCUGGGGUUUUCAAUGCAAGCCUCCAUCUUUCGAGGGCUCUCAGAAACGAAUUGGUCGAAAUCGUACACCUGUGGUUCUAAUUGCACUUGGCCUGCCAGCCAGAUAGUCUUGGGAUUCGACAGUGUUUGCAGCAAUGUGACAGCCCAAACAGCCAACAUUUCACAGAUAGCAAAUUGGAAUCGCGUCGCUUUUGGGGCGGUAAACCUAACAACUCCUGGCGGUAUUGUAUUCCCAUAUACGUGGAUGGUUGGAGCGGCCGACGGCAGUGUCACCGCAGCGUCCCUAAGGACCAUGACAUUGGGGGCUGAAGCCACGGCUGCAAACGGCUCCUUCAUGCACGUUGCUUUUCUCAGUGAUUCAUAUUUUGGGCGAUAUUACACGGACCAUAUUUCCGUCACUGAGCCCGCUAUGCCGGACAUUAUUGAGUGUACCUUCAGCCUGGUUGCUUGGAACUAUUCGCUCGUCACUUCGGAUGAGAAAAAUCUCAGCAUUGGAUCCCGAGUAUUGAUCCCACUUAGCGAUGGUGUUUACCAGGGCCAAUCGGUCAGUAAUGAUCUCAAUGGGACGGCCGCACACAUCAACUACACUGCCAAGGGCCAUGACUUUUUUGUUAGCAUGGAUGAAGUUGAACCUCUGCAGGUUUUCUUCGCCUCCCCAGCUUUCGAGGGUAGUGUUGAUUACGGUGUCGGUAAUCCCACUGACCAUUAUGCCGGGGUUGGCGUAAUACCAGCAUUUAUGAACGCAAGUUUCAUUGAUGUGAUGGACCGAGUCGCGAGAAGUAUGACCGACAGCCUUCAGCAGAGCGCGGCGCAACGCGCGUACGGCCUCAUGCAGGUUGAUUUCAGCUACUUUCGCGUAUACUGGGCGUGGGUUUCUCUGCCCGUUGCGUUACAAUUCUUAGCGAUAAUGCUUCUCGUAUGUACCAUUAUCCGUAAUGAGGAAGCCGGUGAGGAGGGUCAAGUGCCCAUGUGGAAGUCGUCGAGAACAGUGCUUCUAUUUCACUACUUUAACGAGGAGAACGAUUUGCUAUGCGGUGUUCAGGACUUGAAGGAGCUUGAGGAUAUGGAGAAGACGAUGGAAACAAGGUUAGGCUACUGAUAUCUUCAAGACACACCAGGGAGAUUAUGAACUUUAUGUUAUGAGGUGCAACUGUGAAUACGUACAUUUUUCAUAGCUACCUUUGGUAUCUGAGC